This is a messenger RNA of Alligator sinensis (Chinese alligator), 1703 nucleotides long. It is a transcript of the gene ARF6, whose product is annotated as ADP ribosylation factor 6. Bases 28 to 555 code for a protein of 175 amino acids. The transcript has a single exon. Gene Ontology annotation, cellular component: cytoplasm. Gene Ontology annotation, biological process: vesicle-mediated transport; intracellular protein transport. Gene Ontology annotation, molecular function: GTP binding; GTPase activity. NCBI's taxonomy places the organism in Eukaryota, Metazoa, Chordata, Crocodylia, Alligatoridae. The record is from RefSeq and is a predicted model, not a curated record.
CCCCGGGGCCCCGUGGAUGCCGCCGAGAUGGGCAAGGUGCUGUCCAAGAUCUUCGGCAACAAGGAGAUGCGGAUCCUGAUGCUGGGGCUGGACGCGGCGGGCAAGACCACCAUCCUGUACAAGCUGAAGCUGGGCCAGUCGGUGACCACGAUCCCCACGGUGGGCUUCAACGUGGAGACGGUGACGUACAAGAACGUCAAGUUCAACGUGUGGGACGUCGGCGGGCAGGACAAGAUCCGGCCCCUGUGGCGGCACUACUACACGGGCACACAGGGCCUGAUCUUCGUGGUGGACUGCGCCGACCGCGACCGCAUCGACGAGGCCCGCCAGGAGCUGCACCGCAUCAUCAACGACCGGGAGAUGCGGGACGCCAUCAUCCUCAUCUUCGCCAACAAGCAGGACCUCCCCGACGCCAUGAAACCCCACGAGAUCCAGGAGAAACUGGGCCUGACGCGGAUCAGGGAUAGGAAUUGGUACGUGCAGCCCUCCUGUGCCACCACGGGGGACGGACUCUACGAAGGGCUGACGUGGUUAACGUCCAACUAUAAAUCCUAAUGGCGGGGGGUGGGGGACACGCACACGCGCGCACACAUACGAAUGAAACUCUUUUAGGCUAUGGAGAAUUUAAGGAAAAUGAAUGAAUAAAUAAAUAAAUAAAGAAUUAACCCACGUGGCUUCCCAGAAGACCGGUUCUUGGCAGAAAAGCGAAGCAUCCAUAGGAUUAUGAUCACCUCUUCUCCCACGACCGCCCUUUUCUUCGACACAGUGACUGGAUUCCUAUUUUAACUCUUCUUGCUUGGCAUUAGGAUGCUCUAAUCGUCAAAUGUGACACGAACACAAGCACUAGAUGCUAUGGCAGACUUCCAGCAAACAGGGGGAAAAGACACGUUGUAGAUUUGCUAAGUAACUUUUUUUUUUUCCAUUCUUUCUUGACUACCCUUUUUUUUUCUUUCCCCCUCCCCCCCAUUCCUCUGGGGUGGGAGGAGCAAGGUUACCUCUCGGUGUAUGCUUUCUGGCUCUAUUUUUUUUUUUUUCUUUGAAUUGCUGUAGAUUGCUACUUUCUUGCAUUCAUGCAGAAUAUGUUGAUAGGUCCAUUUCAUCUAGUAAACUAAAAAUGAUUGCUUAAAAUCAAACCGCAGUCUGUCUUUUUAUAUGGAGGACUUUUUAAAAAAAAAAAAAAAAAAGUUCUGCUGAUCUGUAAUUAGUGACUUGAAAUUUUGUCUUUUUCAUCUCCAAGACUAAUAUGAAAUUAAAAAAAAAAAAAAAAGUUUGCCUACAGCAGCAGGUAGUGAGAAUACUGUUGUAAUGCGUUCAAAGUGUAUAUCAGGUGUAAUGUUAACUAGGUAAUGUAAGAACUGCUUGAAAUGUCAGCUGUGAAGUUCUGAACCAUACAUCAUGCAUGAGUAGGGAUGCAAGUAGGUCCCAUACAGCAUAGCAACCAUAUAGCAAGUAAGAUGUGAAUGAUGUAAUAGUUUCAGGGUAUACUCCUAUUCAGUUCCUGUCUUGCAUUGCAGCUAAAUAUCACUGACUCUUGUGAUCAUAAUCAGUUAGUUACACACCAGACUCCCAUUUCAAUGCAAGAGAUCUCCAGAAAAUGUAGCAAUAAUGUGAUGAUUUUACUUAAAAUCAAAACUGUGGGCAAAAAUCAGACCCCGACUUCCUUGUCUUGCAGUACAGGAAAUAAAUGUUUGUGUUGACUCCUU